AUGUCACGAGAAGAUUUGACAUCACGGGUUCUCCCCCAGAUGACCCUGGCCUCACCAAGCCAAACGCCAACCCCGGGAACCGACGCCGAGCUCACGGCUGCCGACACGGCCGCCACGCGCUUCUCGAGCCCCCGCACCGCCAUCAUCACCGGCGGCACCGGCGCCCUCGCCACCGCCAUCGCCCACGCCCUCCUCCAGCACGGCUGCGCCGCCCUCUGUCUCUGGGACAUCAACACGACCUCGGCAGCCUCGACCGCCGCCCUGCAGUCGCUGCGCCAAGCCUACCCGCACGCCGCCAUCAUCCUGGCCGAAGUAGACGUGACGUCCGAAGACGCCGUCGGCGCCGCGACGGCCGCCUUCUGCGCGGCGCAGCCCCCGGACGGCGGCAUCGACGCCCUCGUCUGCACGGCCGGCGUCGUCGCGUGCGCGCCGUCCCUCGACGCGCCGCCCGCCGCCUUCCGCCGCACCCUCGACGUCAACGCCACGGGCACGUUCCUCUGCGCGCAGGCCGUCGCGCGGACCAUGGUCGCGCGCGGGCGCGGCGGGCGCCUCGUCUUCACGGCCAGCAUCAGCGGGUCGCGCGUCAACUUCCCGCAGCCGCAGGCCGCGUACAACGCGUCCAAGGCGGCGGUCGUCAUGCUCGGCCGGAGCCUCGCGGCCGAGUGGGCGCGGUACGGCAUCCGCGUCAACGUCGUCAGCCCGGGCUACCUGGACACGGUGCUCAAUGCGGGCGCCGGGCUCGCGGAGGCGAGGGCCGUCUGGACGGGGCGGAACCCGCUUGGGCGCAUGGGCAGGGUGGAGGAGGUGGCGGCUGUUGUGCUGAUGCUCGUUGGCCGGGCGGGGAGCUAUGUUAAUGGGGCUGAGAUUGUGGUCGAUGGUGGGGGGACUGUUUUUUGA
Verticillium dahliae VdLs.17 is the source of this 897-nucleotide messenger RNA. RefSeq names its product sorbitol utilization protein SOU2. Bases 1 to 897 code for a protein of 298 amino acids. Gene Ontology annotation, molecular function: oxidoreductase activity, acting on the CH-OH group of donors, NAD or NADP as acceptor. The transcript has a single exon. NCBI's taxonomy places the organism in Eukaryota, Fungi, Ascomycota, Sordariomycetes, Glomerellales, Plectosphaerellaceae. The record is from RefSeq and is a predicted model, not a curated record.